CCCCCUCCCCGGGCCACCACCCCUCCCAGCUCCCCGCGGAGAUACAGGUUUUUUCUUAUUUCAUAGCAAAUAAGAAAAAAUGUUCUACGCACAUUUUGUCCUCAGUAAAAGAGGGCCGCUGGCCAAAAUUUGGCUGGCGGCCCAUUGGGACAAGAAGCUGACCAAAGCCCAUGUGUUCGAGUGUAACUUAGAGAGCAGCGUGGAGAGUAUCAUCUCACCCAAGGUGAAGAUGGCGCUGCGGACAUCAGGACACCUCCUCCUAGGAGUAGUCCGCAUCUAUCACAGGAAAGCCAAAUACCUCCUCGCAGACUGCAACGAAGCAUUUAUUAAAAUAAAGAUGGCUUUCCGGCCAGGUGUUGUUGACCUACCUGAGGAAAAUCGGGAAGCUGCUUACAAUGCCAUUACUUUACCUGAAGAGUUUCAUGAUUUUGACCAGCCACUGCCAGACUUAGAUGACAUCGACGUCGCCCAACAGUUCAGCCUGAACCAGAGCAGAGUGGAAGAGAUAACCAUGCGAGAGGAAGUAGGGAACAUCAGUAUCCUUCAGGAAAAUGAUUUUGGUGACUUUGGAAUGGACGACCGUGAAAUAAUGAGGGAAGGCAGCGCCUUCGAGGACGACGACAUGCUAGUGAGCACCAGCGCCUCCAACCUCCUCCUGGAGCCCGAGCAGAGCACCAGCAGCCUGAACGAGAAGAUGAACCACUUAGAGUACGAAGACCAGUACAAAGACGACAAUUUCGGGGAAGGCAAUGACGGUGGCAUACUAGAUGACAAACUUAUAAGUAAUAAUGAUGGUGGCAUCUUUGACGAUCCCCCUGCCUUGUCUGAGGCAGGGGUCAUGUUGCCAGAGCAGCCCACACCUGAUGACAUGGAUGAAGACGACAAUGUGUCAAUGGGUGGUCCUGAUAGUCCUGACUCUGUGGAUCCGGUUGAACCAAUGCCAACUAUGACUGACCAGACAACACUUGUUCCAAAUGAGGAAGAAGCUUUUGCAUUGGAGCCCAUUGAUAUAACUGUCAAAGAAACGAAAGCCAAGAGGAAGAGGAAGCUGAUUGUUGACAGUGUCAAAGAAUUGGAUAGUAAGACAAUUAGAGCCCAACUUAGCGAUUAUUCUGAUAUUGUUACAACUUUGGACCUGGCCCCACCCACCAAGAAGCUGAUGAUGUGGAAGGAGACGGGAGGAGUGGAAAAGCUUUUCUCCUUACCUGCGCAGCCUUUAUGGAACAACAGACUACUGAAGCUCUUUACACGCUGCCUUACUCCACUUGUACCAGAAGACCUUAGGAAAAGAAGGAAAGGAGGAGAGGCAGAUAAUUUGGAUGAGUUCCUCAAAGAGUUUGAGAAUCCAGAGGUCCCCAGAGAGGAGCAGCAGCAGCAGCAGCAGCAACCGCAGCAACAGCAGCAGCGUGAAGUCAUCGAUGAGCCCAUUAUAGAAGAGCCAAGCCGCCUCCAGGACUCCGUGAUGGAGGCCAGCAGGACAAACAUAGAGGAGCCAGCCAUGCCCCCACCGCCCCCUCAGGGAGUUAAGCGAAAAGCCGGACAGCUUGACCCUGAGCCUGUGAUACCGCCUCAGCAGGUAGAGCAGAUGGAGAUCCCGCCAGUAGAACUUCCCCCAGAAGAGCCGCCAAAUAUCUGUCAGCUGAUCCCAGAGUUAGAGCUUCUGCCAGAAAAAGAGAAGGAAAAAGAGAAGGAGAAGGAGGAGGAAGAGGAGGAGGAGGAUGAAGACGCGUCAGGGGGCGAUCAGGAUCAAGAAGAAAGGAGAUGGAACAAAAGGACUCAGCAGAUGCUGCAUGGCCUUCAGCGAGCUCUUGCUAAAACUGGAGCAGAGUCUAUCAGUUUGCUUGAGCUAUGUCGAAACACAAACAGAAAACAGGCUGCAGCAAAGUUCUACAGCUUUUUGGUUCUUAAAAAGCAACAAGCCAUCGAGCUCACGCAGGAAGAGCCGUACAGUGACAUCAUUGCAACACCUGGACCAAGGUUCCAUAUUAUCUGAGAAGCGAGACGCGCUGGAGCUAGUGUUCAUUCAC
This is a messenger RNA of Acomys russatus (golden spiny mouse), 2027 nucleotides long. RefSeq names its product RAD21 cohesin complex component (gene Rad21). Lineage: Eukaryota; Metazoa; Chordata; Mammalia; Rodentia; Muridae. Gene Ontology annotation, molecular function: protein binding; chromatin binding. Gene Ontology annotation, cellular component: cohesin complex; synaptonemal complex. The transcript has 14 exons. The record is from RefSeq and is a predicted model, not a curated record. Gene Ontology annotation, biological process: synaptonemal complex assembly; mitotic sister chromatid cohesion; replication-born double-strand break repair via sister chromatid exchange. The coding region runs from base 80 to 1993 and encodes 637 amino acids.